Messenger RNA from Mangifera indica (mango), 998 nucleotides. Its product is annotated as photosynthetic NDH subunit of lumenal location 3, chloroplastic-like. NCBI's taxonomy places the organism in Eukaryota, Viridiplantae, Streptophyta, Magnoliopsida, Sapindales, Anacardiaceae. The coding region runs from base 104 to 769 and encodes 221 amino acids. The transcript has 3 exons. Gene Ontology annotation, cellular component: photosystem II oxygen evolving complex; photosystem II; chloroplast. Gene Ontology annotation, biological process: photosynthesis; photosynthetic electron transport chain. Gene Ontology annotation, molecular function: calcium ion binding. The record is from RefSeq and is a predicted model, not a curated record.
AUUCUUGUGGUCAGUAGUAACCAGCACUUUCUCAAAUGGAUAUCUGAAAACUAAGUAAAUUUUCGUUCUAUCAUUAGCUCAACACUCUCACUCUCAUUCUGCAAUGGCUCAUUUAGUAAAUUUAAAUGGUAUUCGUGAGACUCUUCCAGCCAUUCCAAACCUUCCCAGAUUUCAAAAACCCCAAAAGAGAGCUAAAAUAAUUAGUUUCUCAGGCACCAAAACAGAUAACUUGGAAGAACAACCUGCACAAACAACAAGAAGAGUGGCAUUAGGCCUUGCUUCUAUAGCACUUACUGCAACUAUUGCUAGCAAUGGAAUCUCUCUUGCUGAAGACAAUGGUUGGUGGAUCGAUGGCCCUAUACCUAUUCCCCCAAUAUACAACAAUAUUGCUAAUGAGAAAACAGGCACACGGUCUUUCCUAAAGAAUGGAAUCUAUAUGGCAAAUAUUGGAGUCAAAGGCAGCAUGUAUAGGCUAAAGAAAUAUGCAUUUGAUCUCCUGGCAAUGGCAGAUUUGGUUACACCUGAUACACUUAACUAUGUCAGGAAGUAUUUGAGACUCAAAUCCACUUUCAUGUACUAUGAUUUCGACAAGGUUAUCUCAGCUGCGGCAGUCAGUGAUAAGCAGCCUCUAACUGAUUUGGCCAACAGAUUGUUUGACAAAUUUGAGAUGCUUGAAGAAGCUGCGAGGAUGAAGAACUUCUCGCAGACAGAAUCAUAUUAUACAUCAACAACUCCUAUUCUUCAAGAGGUUAUGGAUCGCAUGGGAUAAAUCUGCAGAAUCUGCUGCUCGUAUGUGGGCAAAAAUCAGUCCAGACAUUCAGGUGAUGGCGAUAAAUAUUGAGCAUUGCUGGAUCAACUUACCUUUUGUUAUCAAAUAUGUGUUAUUUGAACCAUUUCGAUAAAGCAAGAAAGAGGAAACAAUCCUUUACAUUAACAUAGAAAAGUAUUGCUCAAUGAUACACUGAAUUUUGUGAAUGAAAUGUUACAAUGAAUCAAAA